Schizophyllum commune H4-8 is the source of this 1692-nucleotide messenger RNA. RefSeq lists its product as uncharacterized. Bases 1 to 1692 code for a protein of 563 amino acids. The record is from RefSeq and is a predicted model, not a curated record. Lineage: Eukaryota; Fungi; Basidiomycota; Agaricomycetes; Agaricales; Schizophyllaceae. The transcript has 24 exons.
AUGUAUGCAUCCACGACUCGGAUACCCUUGGUCAGUAGGACGUCGGGAAGGUCGUUUUCAAUAUGUGGCGUCGUUCUUGACCGCUGCGCCGCUCCACGGGCUCGGUCCAUGCGUCCAAUCCGCCGAAUAUCUGUUUGCCGCUAUCCUCUCCCCCUUCGAGUCUCUCCGCGUGAUGGCAGCAAGUUCGACUUGCUCCUCCUCGACCUUGCGUCCCCCCGGGCCACGUCAGCACCGACACGUGUCACGAGCCUAUUCGCAUACUCUCACUGCCUUUACAUCCUCUUUUACGCCAGCGCCGUGGUCACAGAGACGACGCACAGUGUGCUGGAAGUUGCGCGCCACCUAGCGGGAUGGACGGAAAAGCACGCGUACUUCCCCGCCCGACGCCACGUGUACGGCAUCCCCUGGCCGGACGAUCUUCCGACUUUUCGCUGGACGGGUCUCGGUCGCGGACCGCCGAGGUCUGAUCCGGAAAUAUGCGAUGCCGGUCUGGAAGUUUGGGCGGCGACUGGGCGCGGCAUUGGGCCGUUCGCGAAGUUGAACCCUCCCCUCGGCAUUGACUGCUUUCCUUCGCGCACCACCAAUCGACACCAAACGCACUCUUCGCUCUCACUGUCUCACAGCGAUAGGAUCUUUCGGCGCUUUCUGGGCCUUGCUUAUCAGGUGACGACGGCCAUCACGUCGACCAGCACGACUCGGGACUGCGGCUCGCAUCUCACCACCGCCUACGUCGGCGCCGAGCGCUCAUUGCGCGCUUUGAAGCGCUCAAUAGGCUUUCGACGCGCAACGAGGGACGCGCUCUGGUCUUGUGAUAUGCAGGAGACCGGUCGACUUGGCUCGGGCGAGAGCGGACCGUGGUACAGCCUCCGACGACGUCGAGAUGGUCCGACUGGACUCGCCGCAUCGGCUCGCACGGCCUUUGAAAACGACGAGGAGGUGCAGUCGUCCCACGCUCUUUGGUCCCGCCCUUCCCUAAUCUCCACGUUCGGCGCAUGGGCAUGCUCCAACGCUCCCCGACGCUUUGAUACCUCUUCUUUGACCCCCGAGCCGUCAGAGGCUAUGCGCGCGCGCUACAUCGUGUGGGAGAUGCGACGAGGGUGGUAUACCCUUGAUCGAGAUGUGCCCCGCGAGUUCGAGCCGCCGGAGCGCCCUCUGAGGCUAUUUCUCGACGAGGUUGAGCCGCCGGAGGCGCGCGCGCGGGCUUCCUCGGUGAUUUCUUGGCGAGAGCGAACCGCCGGAGAACAAUUCCUCAACGAGGGUUUUUUUGCGCAUCCCCCAACCGCCGGAGGUGUGCGCGGAUUCGCUAGGCUUUAUUGUUUGUGCCUGCACGUGUGGAGGCGCGAACGAGGCAAGGGGGGAGGGGUGCGCUCUCGAUAUGACGGCCCCCCUCCCGUAGCCUUCUUCGGGAAAUGCGAGACGAGGGGGAGCAUCCCACCCCUCGGGUGGGGGUGGUGGGAGAAGGGGAUGGGGUGGGAGGAGCGCUUUCAAGCGGACCUUGCUUUGCUGUUCUGCUUCGCGUUGAUGGAGGGGGCGAGGGGGGGAGGUCUUCGUAGGCCUACUCAAGGCGCUUGGCGCGAAGGAGGGGCUAUCUCGCGAGUGCAUCUAGUAUUCCUGAGCAUCCUCGCCGUCGCACGUCGAGGCGAGUGCAUUUCGUACGUAUUCACCCCCACCUCGUCGCGCGCAGAGUCGUAG